AUGGAUCCAAGUAUAUACCAACAACAACCUCAACAACCGCAACAACCGAGCCGGGCUCCUUAUCCUUUCUCAGGGAAUCCUCAAGGAUCUUCAACAGUUAUGGGCGCUGGUGCAUAUUCUGAGCAGUAUAUGACAAAUAACGCAUAUGGUACUGGCAUCAAUCAAAUGAUGCCAAUCCCUGCUCGUCCCGUAUAUCCAAUUGCAUCUAUAACGGGAAAUGGUAGAGCAACAGCAAAAAGAGCACUAGGCUCGGGAGCACAGGUACAACCUAUGUUUUCAAAUAUGGGCCAGACUUCCAAUCAGAAUCAACUCUAUACGACUGGGUUUCCUAAUCAAAUAGUUGGAAGGUCGACAGUUCCUACGCAAUCCUUUGUAAAUACUGAUAAUCAAAAUAUAGACGGUAAAUCUCCAACACCAAUACAGCAAAAUGCUUAUGCAUCAUCUAUACAAAAUAUAAAUAAAUAUUAUGGACAAUUACAAAAGUCCAAUUCCAUUGGAAAUAAUUUCAAUAGUCUGUUAAAUCAAAAUCAAUCUCAACAUUCCCAACAAUCAAAUCAAGCAAUACAUAAUUCUAUCCAACAAGAAGAAAGCCAGGUUGAUUGGUUAGACUUGGGAGAUGAUGAAGAAGUUGUAUAUGAUUUUAAUUGUUCAACAGAAUUCACGAGUAAUUCGAGUGGUAUGGGUAACAAUAUACAAGGGUGGAAUUCCAAUUCAAUUCAAAGCAAUUUAAAUUUUGGAUCUCAAAAUACGUCAAAACCAUAUUCUUCAAUUAAUCAAAAUAAUAUUCAACAAUCACCACAACAAUUGCAAGAAGAUCAACAAUUACAACAAACAAUAUCAGAACAGCAACAACAGCAAGAACGGCAAUCAACACCACAACCAUUAUCUCAACAACAACAUUCACAACCUCCGUCAAUACAUAUUACGCAGCCAUCACAACAGCAACUACAACGAGAAGACGCUAGUUAUGCUUAUUCCUCUAUUCCAUCUCUCCCUUCAAGUAACGUUUCACAAAAUUUGUCUCCAAAAAGUAUACAGAAUAGUUCUUUGGGAAUGUUGCCUCGUUCACCUAAUCCGUCAUCUGAUUCUAGUAGACAAUCAUCAGUAUAUGUUAGUCAAAAUCAAGGUCAGGCAGGAUCACAAUUAGGACAAUUUACUAAAAUGGCACCAAAUGUAAAUUAUUCUCAGCCAUCGACGCAGUCUUCAUUAUCAACAGAAAUGCCAUCUAAUUCUAGUAUUCAGAAUGCAAUCGUCGACCAUUAUAAUCAAUCACCGCAAUCAACAGUAGAAUCAAAAUCUAAUUCAUUAAUUAAUUUGCGCACAGCAACACAAGAACAUCAAGGAGAAUCCACGUCAAUUUUGCCAUCAAAUGACAACCAGAAUUCGUUUAAUGCGAAUGUUCAAGUAACUUCUGCGAACUCAAGAAUAACACCAUCUACAGAUAUUCCUAAAGAUAUUAAUAAUAUUCCGUUUAAUACAGAGAUGCUUGGCAGUGCACUUCAUUCGAUGAAUAAUAGCAAUAAUGGCAAUAAUAAUAGUAAUAAUCCGCAGCAACAGCCGCAGCCCCCCAAUCAAAUUGGGAAUAUAACUCAAAACACUAUUGUUGAGAAUGUUACGCCUAAUCUUCGUUUACCCGUUAAUAGCGGUAUAGCUGGACGCAGGAACAUUACUUCUAGACAAGUUUCUCGACAACCUGAUAAAACAAUUUCUGUUUCAAAUAAUUUGCCUUUAAUAUCUUCCGAUCAACCACCAUCGAUAAAACCUACUCAUCCUAAGCCUCCAAAGGUGAACUAUGCCCCGAAAACAAGAAGAGUGGAUAGUUAUGGUGGCCUCGAUUUGAGAGUUUUUGAAAAGUUUUCUUUGCCAUUAACUAUUCCAGGAAUUCAAGAUUUAGGUGCAGUGGACGUACAUGCUCUUACAAUGUCCUUGAAAUGUGGUAUGAAACUGGAAGUCAUAAAUGCUCUUAAUACAUUAACCACGUUAUCAUACUAUAGAAGUGCUCAGAUAGAUUUAAAGCAAUGUGGAGAUUUAGUUGAUGUGUUAUUUGAUAUGAUUUUGGAAUACGUUGAUCAUGUAUCGCCUGUUAAUGAAAAAAUAACGGAAGAAAUUAUAUCACAACGAAAAUUUAAAUCAUAUCGAGAAUUAUAUCAAUUAUCUAAACAAGAAUGUGAAGAGUUCGCUGAUGUAGCAUUAGAGGAUGCUGCCAUCUCUGGAGAUGUUUUGCCACUGCAUGAACAAUGUUGGUGUGUAAUAAAUAUGAUAAGGAAUUUCUCAUUCACUAAUGAUAAUAAUGAAAAUCACGAAUAUCUUGCAACUCAUCCUCGAUUCUUGACAGUUCUUAUGCGGGUUUUGUACAUUGGAUAUGACGAUAGUUUUAAGCUAUAUAAAGAAAACGAUAUUGGGCCUGAUGUCAAAACUAAACGUAUAAAAGCUAUUCGAAAAAAAGCGUAUGAUAUCUUGGAAUUACGCAAAAGUGUUUUAAUUAUUCUAUCAAACAUUGCUGCAUAUGUACCUUUACCGUCUAUUUAUGUCGCGAGAGACUUGUUAAUUUUAAUUGCUGAUUUUAUUGACAGCAUGGAUGAUUAUUAUUCUCAAGUUGCAUUAGAAGUGUUCGCUAAAUUAUCCGUUUCAUACGACAAUAGACAACGGAUUGGUGGAUGCGAUGAAUCUACGCUAAUUUCAUUUUUUAAUUGCUUAGUACAAAUGCUCCCAAAGGGAGAAAAUAAUAUUAUCACUGGUGGUGGGGGGCGUCUAAUGGCUCAAGAAUUACCUUAUUUAAUUAUGUCAUUUUAUAAUUUUGCGUGCCUGAGCGGGGAAGGAAUGAGGAAAAAAAUAAUUUCUACACCUGGAUUUAUUAAUCGGAUGCUUAAAAUGUCAAUACUACUGGCUCAUAAUCGUGAUGAGGAUUGUAUUAUGUUAGCUAGAAGAGCUAUGGAAACGCUGAAGGUUUUAGCUAAAGGAAAUGAGGAAAGUUUUCUUGUAUAUACUGAACAAUUAUUAUCUGCACUAUUAAAUCCAUAUAUAGAUCCAGUUGUGGUCAAAGAUUUGGAGAGUGUUAUGUAUCCCGGUGAUGUAUGA
This is a messenger RNA of Rhizophagus irregularis DAOM 181602=DAOM 197198, 3078 nucleotides long. RefSeq lists its product as uncharacterized. Gene Ontology annotation, cellular component: RSC-type complex. The record is from RefSeq and is a predicted model, not a curated record. NCBI's taxonomy places the organism in Eukaryota, Fungi, Glomeromycota, Glomeromycetes, Glomerales, Glomeraceae.